AUGCCUUUUCCUCCUAAAGUAUACCAGUUUUUGGUGGGCACAUUUGCUGCCCUUGGAUCUUUUCUCUAUGGAUAUGAUUUGACCAUCGUGGCUGAGGUGGUAUCUAGUGGCUCCUUUCUGAGUUUCUUCGGCCCGAGUACUACCCAAGUUGGUCUGGUGGCAUCGCUGCUCACGGCAGGUGCCGUGGUCGGCGCUGGGAUAGCGUAUCCAUGCUCGGACUACUUUGGCCGCCGAGCAACCAUCUUAGCUGGCGGCCUGAUCUUUUGCCUAGGAGGUGCAUUACAGUCUGGCGCACAAAACUAUGCCUACGUUUUAGGAGGCCGCUUCAUAGCGGGCAUGUCUAUCGGUGUUCUUACCAUGAUCAUUCCCAUCUACCAAGCGGAAUUAGUACACCCCGAGAUCCGAGGUUUAGUAACAGGCCUACAGCAGUUCAUGCUCGGUAUUGGCGGCGUCUGCGGAAGUUGGAUCAGCUAUGGCACGUACGUUAGUUUCUCGGACAACCGGCAAUGGCGCAUACCGUUGGGUAUUCAAGUCGUGCCAGCUGGUCUCCUAUCUGCUCUGAUUUUUCUCUUCCCCGAAUCCCCUCGAUGGCUCAUUAGCCAGGGCCAGGUCGAGAGGGGUCUACAGACCCUGGCGCGACUACAUUCCUGCGGCGAUACAUCUGAUCCAUGGAUUCUCGCCGAGUUUGAACAGAUCAAAACUCAGGUUGCUGCACAGAAAGAGCAUAGUCAGGUCAAGUUCCUCGACUGGAUCACCGAAAAGUCCAUCUUCCGUCGCCUGUUACUGGCGUGCGCCAUGCAAGCUGGUGCGCAAAUGACAGGAGUGUCUGCCAUUCAGUAUUACUCCGUCACCAUUUUUAAACAAAUCGGCAUUGAUGGGACGGACACUCUUAAAUAUCAAGCCAUCAACUCGAUCAUCGGCCUUGUCGGUGAACUCCUUUUAAUGCUCGUCGUCGAUAAGAUGGGUCGUCGUAAACUGGUUGUGGGUGGGAACCUGGCCAUGUGCCUCACAUAUGUCAUCAGCACCAUUCUCCUCGCCCGGUUCCCUCCCACGGUGAAUAAUACUGGUGCACAUUGGGGUUUUAUUAUAAUGACAUGGCUCUAUAAUUUCUGCUAUGCCAGUAUGGGCUCGCUGUCCUGGAUGAUCCCGGCGGAGAUUUUUGAUACAGCAACCCGAGCCAAGGGUGUAGCUUUAGGCUGUAUGGUAUCAUUCGCGUUCAACACAAUGAUUGGCCAAGUGACACCUAUUGGAAUGGCAAAUUCAGGGUGGAAGUUCUACAUCGUCUUUGUGGUCUGCAACUUCACAAAUGCCGUCUUCUUUUGGGCCAUGCUUCCUGAGACCAAACUGUUGCCUCUAGAGGAGAUGAAGAAACUGUUCACUGAAACUCCAUGGUUCGUCGGUAACACAAGCAAAUCCGAGUACCCAGUCACUGAGGCCAGCGUUUUGGCGCAGCAGAUCGAACAUAAAGGUCUAGAAGAGAAGGAGAGCACAACCAUGUAUGAUGAGACGGUGACAGCGAGCGUGGUGUGA
This is a messenger RNA of Aspergillus caelatus, 1530 nucleotides long. RefSeq names its product general substrate transporter. The transcript is spliced from 7 exons. Gene Ontology annotation, biological process: carbohydrate transport; transmembrane transport. Bases 1 to 1530 code for a protein of 509 amino acids. The record is from RefSeq and is a predicted model, not a curated record. Gene Ontology annotation, molecular function: carbohydrate:proton symporter activity. Gene Ontology annotation, cellular component: membrane. Lineage: Eukaryota; Fungi; Ascomycota; Eurotiomycetes; Eurotiales; Aspergillaceae.